AUGCUCACUGUUAAACUCGCACGUAUGAAGCGUAGUAUUCAGCGUCUUCGUCUUGAACGGGCUUUUAUUCUUGAAAAACUUGAAGAAUGUACUCCUUCGGCUGAUGAAGAUUCCAAUGCGUCUGAUUCUUCUGUUCAUUCUUUCAAGCGUGAAAAAGAUUCUUCACAUUCAGAAAAUCACGACCCAUUUGUUCAUUCCAAUGUACGUGAUACGGUACCUUCUUUCAUUCAAUCUCAGUCAGCAUCUUCUGCCACUACAACUAGUUCACGAAGACGUCGGACUCGUGAUCCAGAUGCUCCAAAACGUCCGUCUAAUCCAUUUUUAAAGUUUUGUGAUGUUCAAAGGGAGAAAAUUCGCUCUGAAAAUGAAGGAGUUGAUCGAUUUGAUGUUACUCGGGCAUUAGGUGCUGCUUGGCAAAAUUUAGAUGAUGAGUCACGGAAACCCUAUUAUGAUGCCUAUGAAUUGGAAAAAAAACAGUUUAAAAUAAAGAUGGAUGAGUAUGAGAGUGGGAAUUCUCGACUUUUGGCUCAACAAUCGAAAUCUACAUCAUCAAAUGAAUCAAAUGUUCGUCAAAAGCAUUUGAAAAAUUUAGAAAAACAUGAUAUUAAGCCUUCUAGAAAUACAUCUACAGAUCUUGAUGAUGAUUCGAGUUCACAUGCGAAUUAUAAUCAAGAGUUAGUGGACAAUGAUUCGACAAAAUCAAUUUUACCAAUGGAAUUCACACCAACAUCUGCUACAUUUAGUCAUGAUACCUCUUGA
Pneumocystis jirovecii RU7 is the source of this 759-nucleotide messenger RNA. RefSeq lists its product as uncharacterized. Lineage: Eukaryota; Fungi; Ascomycota; Pneumocystomycetes; Pneumocystales; Pneumocystaceae. The record is from RefSeq and is a predicted model, not a curated record. Bases 1 to 759 code for a protein of 252 amino acids. The transcript is spliced from 3 exons.